AUGAGUACGGAGCAUGGGCAACGGCAGCAGGCUGGGGGCCGUGGGGGCCGUGGGAGCCGCAGUUCUGGGAACAAGAAGUCCAAAAAGCGUUGCCGGCGUAAAGAAACCUACUCUAUGUACAUCUACAAGGUGUUGAAGCAGGUGCACCCUGACAUCGGCAUCUCUGCCAAGGCCAUGAGCAUCAUGAACUCAUUUGUGAAUGAUGUGUUUGAGCGGCUUGCUGGUGAGGCUGCCCGGCUUGCGCAGUACUCGAGCCGGACAACCCUGACUUCCCGAGAAGUCCAGACAGCUGUGCGGCUGCUGCUGCCUGGGGAGCUGGCCAAACAUGCCGUGUCCGAGGGCACCAAGGCUGUCACCAAGUACACCAGCUCCAAGUGA
Messenger RNA from Nycticebus coucang (slow loris), 378 nucleotides. RefSeq names its product histone H2B type 2-K1. The transcript has 2 exons. Gene Ontology annotation, cellular component: nucleosome. Bases 1 to 378 code for a protein of 125 amino acids. The record is from RefSeq and is a predicted model, not a curated record. Lineage: Eukaryota; Metazoa; Chordata; Mammalia; Primates; Lorisidae. Gene Ontology annotation, molecular function: structural constituent of chromatin; DNA binding; protein heterodimerization activity.